Messenger RNA from Dunckerocampus dactyliophorus (ringed pipefish), 6404 nucleotides. RefSeq names its product disabled homolog 2-interacting protein-like. The coding region runs from base 839 to 4474 and encodes 1211 amino acids. The transcript has 22 exons. NCBI's taxonomy places the organism in Eukaryota, Metazoa, Chordata, Actinopteri, Syngnathiformes, Syngnathidae. Gene Ontology annotation, biological process: regulation of GTPase activity. The record is from RefSeq and is a predicted model, not a curated record.
UUAUUUAUUUCUUAGAAGCACAGCAAAGUCCAUGGGAAGUCUUUCUUCUCACACACACGUGUAUGUUGUGGCUGAUUGGUGGUCUAAGAUUUCCAGAAUGGUCACAUUGAUUAUCUAUGCAAAGGCUGAUCAUUGAUCAAUGGAAGGUACAAUCAGUAGAUCUAAUAUCACGUGUUACAUUCUAGCAGUCGCUAAUGCAAACUGUCUCCCACACGUUAAACUUUCAUUCUGUCCUCUCAUUGACCUGUUUGACAGGUGUGCUCAUGUGCUGACCAAUCAGCAGUGAGCUUAUGCUUCCAUGAAGACCUUUGACCCCUGGGUUUGGAACGGCGUAACUACCUUGAAUGUUUUGUGUUGUUUUGUUGCCAGUUUGAGACAAAUGAAACUUGUGCUGCUUUUCACCACAAUAAACCAGGACAAACAUUCAUCAUUCAUCUGUGUGCGUGUGCGUGCGUGCACAGUGAGAGUAAGGGUAAUCUGGAAGUAAUCUGUUAAUAUUAUUAAGGUGUUAGGAACUGUUAAGUCACUGUGGCUCUUCAUGCGUGCGUCUUCUCAAACCUCCUGUGGACAGGUUUGUGUCAUCUGUGUGUGUGUGUGUGUGUGUGUGUGUGUGUCUGUCUAUAUGUCUUCAUGUGUGUGUUCACAAAUGUCUACAUGUGUGUUUAGUGUGUAUACGUGUUAAAGUGUGUAUACAUGUGUUUAGUGUGUAUUCGUGUGUCUACACGUGUUAAUGUGCGUGUACGUAUGCCUUCAUUGUGUGUGUGUGCGUGUGAUGUAUGUGCACAUCCGUGUGGGAUGUGAGUGUAAGAAGAGCAUAUAGCAAGAAUGCAUUCCUUGCAUGCAUGUGUGUUGCAGCUGUGCUCUUGUUGCCAUGGAGUCGCUGGUCAAACAUCUGUCCAGAUGCCAACAUCUUGGCUGGAUGAAUGUGAUUGAACUGAAGAGCGCCUCCUUCCAUUGGCUGUCCUGUGGUCAGAGGGCGGAGCCAAACACGUGGCGCAAGAUGUUCUGCAUCCUUUCCGACUGUCGUUUGCUGCUGCUGGACAACCUGGAGGUUCAUCCUUUGCUUCUGUCAGAGAGGGCGGAGACUUGUACGGUGUGGUUGAUAAGAUACACCCUCCAUGUGACCUCAGCACCUGCUCACUCCACCUGCAAAGACCAACCGCAGCCAAGAACGAGUCGACAGAGCGUGCUCAAUUGCGCCUUGGACACGCCCACCACCGGCGUUACGGGGUUCCUGUCCAGGACGUUGAAACAGUCCCUUCGCAGAACUCACUCCCACCCAAAAGACUUUCACCCGAACAGCGACAACAUGGCUGACAGGUGUGUAAUGCGGCGGCUGCGUUGCGGUAGCCAGGAAUCUCUCUUUGGGCCAGGGGGCGUGGCCUCUUUGGAGCUCAAGAUGGACCAGUCAGUGAUCAUCAAACCAGUUCACUCAUCCCUGCUGGGACAGGACUAUUGCUUUGAGGUGACCACCUCCACAGGGACCAAGUGUUUCUCCUGCCGAUCGGCAGCAGAACGAGACAAAUGGAUGGAGAACCUCAGAAGAGCCGUGCAGCCCAACAAAGACAACAGCAGACGAGUAGAGAACGUUCUGACGCUGUGGGUGAUUGAAGCCAAGGACCUGCCAGCCAAGAAGAGGUACUUCUGUGAACUUUGUCUGGAUGACAGCCUGUACGCACGCACGUCUUGUAAGAUGAAAACAGACAACAUAUUUUGGGGCGAACGCUUCGACUUCAGCAGCCUUCCGUCCGUCAGCGCCGUGACUCUUCACAUCUACAAAGACACGGACAGGAAGAGGAAGAAGGACAAGAGCAGCUACGUUGGCUUGGUCAACAUCCCUGUUGUCACGGUAACAGGAAGACAGCUGGUGGAGAAGUGGUACUCAGUGAGCAUGCCCAGUACCAUCAGAGCAAAGUCGUGCGUACCGACGGUGCGUGUUAAGGCUCGGUACCGGAGUGUGGUCAUCUUGCCGAUGGAGCAGUACAAAGAGUUUGCAGAGUUCAUCAGUGCCAACUACCUGCUGCUCUGCAACACACUGGAAGCUUCCAUCGGCUUGAGAGCCAAAGAAGAACUUGCUGCAGUGCUGGUCCACAUCCUGCACAGCACUGGCAAGGCCAAGGACUUCCUGACAGACUUAAUGAUGUCAGAGGUGGACCGUUACCACGACAACGAUAAACUGAUCUUCAGAGAAAACACCCUGGCAACCAAAAGCAUUGAGGAAUACUUGAAGCUGAUUGGACAGAAGUACCUGCAGGAUGCACUGGGGGAGUUCAUCAAAGCUCUUUACGAGUCGGAUGAGAACUGUGAGGUGGACACGUCUCGCUGUGUGACGUCUGACCUGGCUGAGCAUCAGGCCAACUUGAGGAUGUGCUGCGAACUUGCAUUCUGCAAGAUCCUCGACUCCUACAGGGUGUUUCCUCGGGAGCUGAAGGAGGUGUUUGCGUCAUGGCGGCAAGAGUGUAGUAACCGGGGGCGACCAGACAUCAGCGAACGUCUCAUCAGCGCCUCGCUUUUUCUGCGCUUUCUGUGUCCGGCAGUGAUGUCGCCGUCGCUCUUUGACCUCAUGCAAGGCUACCCGGACGAGCGCACAGCACGCACGCUAACGUUGAUCGCUAAAGUCAUCCAGACCCUCGCCAACUUCAGCAAGUUUGGCACCAAAGAAGAGUACAUGCUCUUCAUGAACGACUUUGUGGAACGCCAGUGGAACAGCAUGCAACGUUUCCUCCAAGAGAUCUCCAACCCGGACGGCCUGAAUCACACCGCCGGCUUUGACGGCUACAUCGACCUCGGACGGGAACUAUCCAGCCUGCACACCCUGCUCACUGAGCUGGACCAGUCAUGUCUGUCUAAGCUGAGUCCACUUCCACGGAUCCUAAGAGACGUGUCGGCAGCUCUGGCGAACCCGGGGGGUGUGGCUUAUCCUGGCAAAGUAUCGGCUUCCUCUCCAGAGCUCCAGCGCUUGGUGUCUCCACCCCCUCUAGCCCCACCCCUCUCUCCUCCUCUGGCAGCCUGCAAUCCCUCACUUGGCCAGCAGUGUGGGGUUGGACUGGAUGGGGGGCUAGUGGACUUCACCAGGCUGCCGUCGCCAACUCCAGAGAACAAAGACUUAUUCUUCGUCACUAAAGGGUCAAGUCUGCAGCCAGCAUCAGGCCUGCGUGGCUCUCCGGCCCCGAGCUCCUCCUACUCGGAGCCCAAUGAUGAAGUGGCGUUUGACCUCGGCAAUGGCGGCCGGAGGGAGGGGCAAGAAAUGAUGGCGGAGAGUCGCAGUCUGUCUCUGAUCGACCUGCAGGACUCCUCCCCCAAUGAUGCUCUUGAUGACAGCCAAUGGCAGCGUAGGGCGGGGCUCCUGCCUCUGUCUUUCCAGAACCCAGUCUAUCAUAUGUCAUCACGGCCACCACAUCAGCCCGAGGCCACGCACCCCGAUGGCUCAGUGACCUCGCAGGGCAACGGCGACGACAGGCACGCCGCCCAAACCAAACCAGCUUUUCUGACCCAGAUGCCAGUGGGUGUGGCCGGUGGCGAGCGGGGGGAACUGAUGUCGGCAAUGUCGAGCAGCAGUAGCGGGGAAGAGUAUUCCAGAAGAGCACUUUCCCUCUCCGAAACGCUGCCAAGUGGUAGCUCUGCCCCGCCCCGCCAAAACUCUUCCGGUCCUCAGAGACGCAUCGACCAACCUCCUCCCCCGUCCUCUGCUCCCCCGGGCCCACCUCGAGGCCGGACACCUCCCAGCAUGCUUAGCGGGGGCGGAGGCUCCGCCUACCCCCCUCGCCCCGCCUCUGGCAGCAUGAUGUCAUCGAGUCCUGAUUGGCCAAGCAGCGGACAUUCGCGGCUACGUCAGGCCUCCUCCUCGUCGAAAGGAGACAGUCCUGAAAAACAACGGCCCGCUACCAAGGCUCCAUCUCCAUGUGCGUUGGAUCGCACAGCAGCCUGGUUACUCAACAUGAACUCCGCCUCUUCCUACGGCGAGACGGAAGAUGAGCGUCACGACGACGCUGCCAUAGAAAGGUACCAGCAGGACAUUGCGUUGCUCCAGGAGAAACUACGUGUGGCGGCACUGCGGCAGGAGGAGUGCGAGGCCCGCCUCCUUGUUCAGGACCAGCAGAACCAGCGUCUGCUGCAGGAAUACCAGGCUCGGCUGGAGGACACAGAGAGUCGUCUGAGGAGGCUGCAGGAUGAUAAAGAUCUCCAGAUGAACAGUAUCAUCAGCAGGUUCAUACUGUUAAUGGCUGUAGAAGAGGAGCUGAAGAAGGAUCAUUGUGACAUGCAGGCCGUGGUGGACUCCAAACAGAAGAUCAUUGAGGCACAGGAGAAGAGGAUAACCAGUCUGGAUGCUACCAACAGUCGCCUGAUGGCGGCGCUCACUCAGCUGAAGGAACGCUACGGCGUGACGUCACAGAGGAAUGGUCUGUCGCCAAGCAACACAUCAUCCUUGCAGAUCACAGAAAAUGGCGAGUUCCGGAAUUCGGGUAAUUGUUGAGGUUCCACAUGCUAACUGGCACUGGCGUCAGGAAGUACUCCCAGGAGUAGACUUGACCUUUGAACUUGAUCCUCUUCUCGCCGUUUCCUUUGGACAAGACCAUGAAAGUUUGACACCAUUUCCUGUUUGCGUACACGACUUCCUGCUUGUGCGUUGCACUGGUUGGUCCAGGAUGUCACCAGUGAAGCUUUAGCCUGACACGCGUGAGAUGUUUGCAACAGCUUCAGAAUAAAGGCUAUUUCAAGGAACAUCAUGUCGCUAGGGUCUGACCCUACCACGUCCUCAUGAUGAUGGUGAUGAUGACGAUGAUGAUGAUGGAAGUAAACCUUGUUUUGUUGUCCAAAUAAUUGGACUGCUUCCUUGUUGAUGCAGGUGUGUGUGACCACCAUCAGAUGCCUCAAGUGUUCCAAGAUAUGACCUGCCCACAACUCUUAUGAAAGCUUUAUUUGAACCUCCAUCUUCCUCCACUUACCCGGGGUGCAGCCAGGGGGGGCAGCAGUUAGCCAGUGGAGACUUCCUGGUCUCCGGCCACCUCGUCCAGCUUCAGAGGCAUCCCCAGGCCAGCUGUGAGACAUACUCCCUGUAGCAUGUCCAAGAUGCCCACAACACCUCACCCCAUCCAGCCCCCCAUGGAGGAAACUCAUUUUGGCCGCUUGUGACUGUGACCUCAUUCUUUGGGUCGAGACCAGGGGGGUUGGCUAAAUGAUUGUGAGAAAGGUGAGGUAGCACCCACAGUGACAAGUGGGGGGCACAAUCAGUAAGAGAUCCUGCAGUGCCCACAAGAGCCCCCUGCUCAAGAAGGCACGUGCACACACCUGUCCGAACCUCCAUCCAUCCAUCCACGCCUCCACCCAUCCAUUCACCCAUUCUUGCAUCCAUCCACCCCUCCAUCCAUCCAUCCAUUCACCCAUCCAUCCAUCCAUCCACCCCUCUAUCCAUCCACCCCUUUAUCCAUCCACCCCUCUAUCCAUCCACCCCUCCAUCCAUCCAUCCAUCCAUCCAUCCACCCCUCCAUCCAUUCACCGUUCACCGUUCCAGUUUAUGAAGCAGGAUUGAGGAAAGACCUUUGAAGGUGGACGAAUAGAACGGCUGCACGUUUCUCCAUCAGUUCUUCCACUGCAGUGAGAUCCUUGUGUUUGUGAAGCACACCAGCCCUGGUGCACGCUUUGCUAGUUAGCAUACGCUUGCUUAGACGCCAACGGCAGCAAACUCAGCAUUUCUUCAUAUGAAUGUUUUUGCUUUGACUGUUUCAUUUUUUUUGCAACGACAGACUGUGAGAACUAUUUUCUAUUUUGUUGAUGAAACUCAUCAGUUUGCUGGCGUAGGAUUUCCACUGCAACCACCGUGACCAAAAUGGUUCCUGAAACGUACCACUAGGCUUUUUUGGAGCCGGACUGGGAGAGGGCUCUCUUUAUCCCCAUCAUUACACGGAAAAACCAAGUGUUUGGAUUGAUAUCAGCACAGAUAUAGAUAUUUAUACCAGAAAUAACUGCUGCAACAAUGUUAAGUCUUGCUCUCCUUCACCGGGUUGUUGUUAAAUCUGCUACAUGGGGGGGGACAGGUGACUUCAUACACGCUAAACAUUAACAGCGCCUGAUAAAUGUUGCUUAAAAAGGAGUGGGAUGCAGGCUAAAACAUGCUAACACUCUGCUAGCUUGUUUCAUGAAGCUAACAGGUUCAUUUCCACGACACAGACUGACUCGGCUUAAAAAACACAAAAAAGGGGUGACAUGUAAAGAGCCUUUUCGUUUGCCUUUCUCCUCUCUCCUUUUUCUUUCUUCACCCCCAGACGUGAUUGACGAGGUGUUACUUCUUCAUAUUUGGACUUUAUUCUUGUCUAAUUACUUCCGCUAAGUUGUUCAAUAUUCUUUUUCCAAGCAUUCCAACGUGAUUCAAGUCUAUUCUAUUAAAAUGAUGUUGUUUGUCCUCA